Messenger RNA from Dictyostelium discoideum AX4, 369 nucleotides. RefSeq lists its product as hypothetical. Gene Ontology annotation, cellular component: membrane. Bases 1 to 369 code for a protein of 122 amino acids. The transcript has a single exon. Lineage: Eukaryota; Evosea; Eumycetozoa; Dictyosteliales; Dictyosteliaceae. The record is from RefSeq and is a predicted model, not a curated record.
AUGAAAUUUAAAAGAGAUGAAAAUCAAAAUAGUACCCACCAUAGAGGUAAUAAAAAUAAUACCAACAAUGACGACGAUGAUAAAGAAGAGGAAGAAGAAAUAAUAAAUGAUACAACAAUGCCACCAUUAAACAAUGAAGAAAAAUAUUUUUUAAAAAAGAUUUUUCCCUUUUUACCAAGUAGAUCAAGUUCCAGUACAUCGAAAUUAAUUUUUAGUUUAAUUUUAGAUUUAGUUGGAUUCUUUACACAGAUUAUACCAAUAUUUGGUUUUGCAUUUUGGCCAUCAAUUUCAACUUAUUUAAUUUUUAAAGUUUAUGGUUCAGGUUUACAUUUAUGUGUUUCAUUUUUAGAAGAAACUGUAACUAUUUAA